UCAGGGCUUGAAGGCAGAAAUUGUGUUAAAACGGGAAAAGAGACCGAAAGAGAAGAUGACACAAGCCCUGUUUACACUAUGGCAAAUUCGAUAAAGACGCCGAAACUAAGGGAUUUUGUAUUUACUGAUAAGCUUGGUAGUGGUACUUAUGCAACUGUAUAUAAAGCAUAUAGAAAGGGAGGACCCAGAGAAGUAGUGGCAAUCAAAUGUAUACAAAAAGACGGACUCAAUAGAUUAUCAACUGAGAACUUGCUUGUUGAAAUAGAACUUCUCAAGAAAUUGAAACAUGAGUAUAUUGUGGAGCUCAAAGAUUUCUUGUGGGAUGACAACUUUAUUUAUCUUAUUAUGGAGUACUGCAGUGGUGGAGAUCUCCUGGGGUUCAUUCAAAGCAGAAGAGCUUUACCAGAAAAUAUUGUCAGAAAAUUUCUUAGGCAAAUAGCAAAAGCACUUCAAUAUAUGCGUGAAAAUGAGGUCUCUCAUAUGGAUCUUAAACCUCAAAAUUUGCUGUUGUCUUCAAAUCUUAAUCCAGUUCUCAAGAUUGGUGAUUUUGGCUUUGCAAGGUAUUUACAAGGUGAUGUGGAAGGUGACAUGCUCAGAGGAACUCCAUUGUACAUGGCCCCAGAGGUUGUUUGUAAGCGUCAGUAUGAUCCCAAGGCAGACUUAUGGUCUGUUGGAGUUAUACUGUAUGAAUGUCUCUUUGGAAAGGCACCAUUUGCUUCUCGCAGUUUAAAAGAGCUUGGAGAAAAGAUACGGGACACAAAACCAGUCGAGAUUCCUUUUGGUGUAAAUAUAUCUGAUGGAUGUCGCGAUCUUCUACUCCGCCUGCUUCAGCGAGAACCAGAGAAGAGGAUAUCAUUUGAAGACUUCAUGAACCUAAUCCUACAAAAAAGCAGAGGUUAAGAGAAAAGGUAAGAGAAUAUAUGAAGAGAGCAGAAGAAUUAAAACAAUGUCUCAAACCUGAGGGGCGUCACACAAAUCAGAAACAGCUGACUCCCAGGAGUAAACAAGAACUGGAAACUUUUGCAGCAGAAGAUGAAACAUUAAAGGCAGCUUUAACAAUGAUCGAAGUAGCUGAAUACAAAGAAGAUUAUGAAAAAUAUGAAGAAGCACUUGCAAAGUAUGAAAUGGCACUAGGAGUACUAAUAAAACUGUUACAAGAUGAAGCAAAUGAAAGGAAGAAGGAACUGUUAUCAAAACAUGUCAGUGUCUGGAUGACAAAAGCAGAAACCAUAAAGAAUUACCUAAAAGUUAAACAAUUAAAGACACGAGACACUUCAGAACAAGAAGAGGAAGAAGACCAGCGACUUUCAGGUCACAGCUGCAAUAUCCAGUAAAAGGUCCAUUGCUCAACUUGGAAAGAAAGAAAAAUAAUUACCAAUAGAAAGUGCCAAAAAUGAGGAUCCAAGCAAAGUUUGAUUUGGAAGAAAAUGUAAAACAAACAGCUGGAAAGAAAAAGAAAAUGCAUGCAUGUUUUACAAUUUUUUACUAAAAUGAUGUUGAUGGUUUAUCUUUGCAAGGCAAAGAUAUAUGGUCACGUCAGUGGUGUUGAAGUGAACUGAUAUGGAACAGUGAGUUGGUAAGCUCCUUGUGAGCAGCAGCCUGGUAAAGCAAAAUUGCAGAUGCUCUGCUUGGCUGUCUAAAGUGAACCCAUUUGGUAUGUUGAACAUUCAGGGCACCAAUCUGUGCAAUGUAUUUCACUUAACUGAGAUUUAGAAGCAGGUUGAUACUGGGAUAUCUUCAGAUGUAUGUAUAUAAGAGGGAUGGAUGCCCCAUGUAUAAACUGCUGACAAUCAAGUCACUUUCGAUAUUGUGUUACAAACAAAGGAGAAGAGAUGAAUGUGAAACUGAAGUAUCUUAAUAUAUAAUUGUUGGUAAAGAUUUGAAUUAUUUGGUGCUAAUUGUUAAUAAGUAUGGUUUGGAGAUGGGGAGGAUUUACUCUGGAUAUUAUGUUCUUUUAUUAUAGUUAACUGUACUGUAAGGAUAUGGAUCUGCUAAUGCUGUAGAUUUUGACCUUAUGUGUAAAUACUGUCCCUUUUUUUAACCAUAACAUAAAUUUGUGCAAACGAGCUAUCUGUGAAUGCAUUUAGUUUUGUGAUAUGGAUGAAUACAGAAUUUUUCAGUGUGGAUGAAAUUACACAAUUAUAACCAUAAUAAACAAAAAAAUUUGGAAUGACCUUCGUAUUGCUGAAAGAGUGUCAUAUGUAGAUCAAGCUCGCUUAUUUGCAGUUGACCCAGAAAUGAAAAAGUUGUUACAUUUCAAAAAAAUUAUGACUUGUCUUCUGGAAGGCACAUUGAGACUCACCUUGGUAAAGCUGUUUUAUUUUGGUCAAUAAAUGCUUUAUGU
Messenger RNA from Lingula anatina, 2344 nucleotides. Its product is annotated as serine/threonine-protein kinase ULK3. The record is from RefSeq and is a predicted model, not a curated record. Gene Ontology annotation, biological process: autophagy of mitochondrion; peptidyl-serine phosphorylation; autophagosome assembly. Gene Ontology annotation, molecular function: protein serine/threonine kinase activity; ATP binding. NCBI's taxonomy places the organism in Eukaryota, Metazoa, Brachiopoda, Lingulata, Lingulida, Lingulidae. Gene Ontology annotation, cellular component: cytoplasm; phagophore assembly site membrane; autophagosome.